This is a messenger RNA of Panicum hallii, 5102 nucleotides long. RefSeq lists its product as uncharacterized. NCBI's taxonomy places the organism in Eukaryota, Viridiplantae, Streptophyta, Magnoliopsida, Poales, Poaceae. Gene Ontology annotation, cellular component: transcription factor TFIIIC complex. The record is from RefSeq and is a predicted model, not a curated record. Gene Ontology annotation, molecular function: DNA binding; protein binding. Gene Ontology annotation, biological process: regulation of DNA-templated transcription; transcription by RNA polymerase III. The transcript is spliced from 14 exons. Bases 293 to 4744 code for a protein of 1483 amino acids.
UAAUUCUCGUCCGCCACCACGGUGCCUCCUCCUCCCACUUCCGAGUUCAGACCUCGGAUCGAACCCCUGCUCCCCUCGUUUGCUCAAUAAUCCCCAGCAGCCGCCAGCCGCCUCGUCGGCAGCGUACGGCCCGCCUCUCGUCGGCGCAACACCUCCACUGGAACCACCCCUAGCUUAUUCAUUCGGCGCCGCCGCUUCCUCCGCUGCAAGCAUCCCGAGCCUCAGUCCGCCACCGCCUCUGCAGCUAACCACCCCGCGCCUCCCGUCUCCGGCCGCCCCCCCCUCGCCGGCGAUGGCCGCGCCUCCGGAGGCGACGGAGGCGCCGCCCCCGCCGGAAGAUAGAGAGGGGACCGCUAAGGAUGGCGUUGAGGUGUGCCUUUUCGACGAGUCAGCAGAUGGGUUCUCCAGAACGGUGCGUGCCAUCUCGGAGCUCGCCGACUUAGAGCCCGAACCAGACUUCCCUGACGCGGAAGUCGAGCGGUUUGCCUCGUCAAUAACGUUCCUCAGAGAAUGGAGGCACUUCUCUUAUGAGCCAAAAGAUAUAAGUUUCAAUACUGGCAUUGAGUCAGCUCCGUCAAGAGAUGGCAUGCACAGUAUAAUCUUACCACAGUUUUCAGCUGCAACUGUUCCCCAGGUCACACAGCAGGAAGAUCGGAGGGAUAAUACUGUCAGCUUUGAUUCUAUUUUGUUUGCUGGGGGAAAUGUCUGGGCCUUGGACUGGUGCCCAAGGUUGUGCGACAAGCCUGGCUCUUCUAUAAACUGUGAGUAUCUUGCUGUUUCUGCUCACCCUCCUGGUUCUUCUUACCAUAAAAUUGGUAUGCCCUUAACGGGGAGAGGUAUCAUUCAAAUUUGGUGUCUUUUAGCACCAUUUGAAGACGCACAUUCUCGUCGGCCACUGGAUGCAUGCAAUAGUAUUAGUCGAAGAGGAAGGCCUAGAAAAAUACCAGAUGGGACUAAUUCUGUUGGUUGUUCAUCCAACCCACCAAAGCCAAGGGGGAGGCCAAGAAAGAGACCUUAUAAUGAUCAGCUGGAACCUGUUCCAAAAAGACCAAGGGGCAGACCGAGAAAAUAUCCGCUGCCAGUUGCUAAAUUGGAAGAUUCAUCCCAAAAUAGUGGAUGUCAGGCUAUCGUUCUUUUUGACCCUCUUGCCACUUCAACAGGUAUUCCAGAUGACCUUCCAUUGGCUUAUGUCAUGCCAACCACGAAGUCAGAGAAAUCAACUCCAAAAAUAGGUAGAGGGCGACCUAGGAAAAAUCCAAGUGACAAAUUGGCAGAUUCAUCGGCCGCUGUAUCAAAAGAAGAUGUGCGUACAGAACCAUCUCCAACCUCUGCAAUCUGUGCAAAACCAAAGAGACCACGCGGGAGGCCCCGAAAGUAUCCGGUUCCAAUCAACGAUAAAUCUGUUUCAGGUGCUGAUUUUGAUUUAGGACAAGAGACAACUUUUCAGCCUGUUUCAUUUAGCGGCAGCUUGGACCACACUGUUUGCAAAGAGUUUAAUGCCAUACCUAGGAAAAAACCUAGUGACAAACUGAUAGGUUCAUCUGGCGCUGUAUCAAAAGAAGAUGCGUGUAUAGAGCCAUCUCCAACAACUUCAAUCUGUGCAAAACCAAAGAGACCACGCGGGAGGCCACGAAAGCAUCCGGUUCCAAUCAACAAUACAUCUGUUUCGGGCGCUGUUGUUGAUUUAGGGCAAGAGGCAACUUGUCAGCCUGUUUCAUUUAGCUGCAGUUUGGACCACACUGUUUGCACAGAGUUCAAUGCUAAUUUAAGUAUCGUUGCAGUUGAUGCAGCAUUGCCAGUUGUUCACAAACUGACCAGUUCGGCAGACACUAUAGUAAAAGAAAAUGCAUGCAUAGAAUCUCCAACAACUUCAACCCGUAAGCAACCAAAGAGGACACGGGUGAGGCCUCGAAAAUAUUCAGACACUGAUAUUGAAUUAGGGAAGGAUACGAUUGGUUGGUCUGUUUCAUCUGCAUGCAGUUUGGACCACACAGCUUGCACAGAGUCCAACUCUAAUUUAAGUAUUGUUGCGGUUGAUGCAGCAUCACUAUUUACAUCCUCAUCUACUGCAAUUUCUGAGAAGUCAAAAGGUCAGAGGAGUAGAGCACAAAAUAAGAAGAAAACAAUUUCUUAUGAACUAUGUUCCCCAGUGGUUUCUGGUGUUGAACCAUGGAGCAUGGGUUCCAUAGAAACUGUUCCGAAUGGUCCAAUGGCCUCUGUUGAAAAUACUUUGAUAUCUGCACAGAACAUGGUAUCAGUGACAAGUGACCUUUGUUCUGCUAACAUGUUAAACUCUGAUGACAAUGUACACAAAGGUGCUCUUUCAGGUGAUUUGGUACAGCCCAUCCACAUUUCACCUAAAUCAAGACAGUCAAGUGGUAGGAGGGGAAGAGGAAGGCCUAAAAGGAAUCCGCUUUCUGUUGGAACUAGUUCUUUAGUGGCUUCUGGUGCCAGCUCCACAAAGACGACUUCUGUACUGACUAGUUCAGACAAUCUCACAUCUUUGGAUAAGAGUGAUGGCGAAUUUAUAGCAAGUAAUCUUGGUUCAAUUGGUUCAAGUGGGUGUAGUAUUGAGAAAUCCAGUGUUCGCUUGGGUGUUGUAUCGUCUGAUGCUGCAUCACCAAGACAUGGCUUAUGCAAUGCAAAUUGUAAGGAAGAAUCAAGUACCAAAAGAGGAAGUGGAUCCAGAAAGAAACCUGUUUCAACUGAGCACAGUCAUUUUACAGAUUUUAAUGGCAAAGAGCAAAAAAUGCAGACAAAUCUAAAGUCAAGUGAUCCUGUGGUCUUGGUUGAAAAUUGUAUGAAAGGACCGUGCCCUAGGAAAGGUGGGGGCCAACCUCAAAGGAUACCUGCUUCAAAUGAGAGUAAUGGCACAUCUGUUCGUGGUGAAACACACACAAUGGAGAGAUUUUCCACAUCUGUGACUACUGCAUCACCUAGAAAUGACGACAUGGCUGAUGAGGCUGGUUUGAUCCAGUCUAACAAUGGAAUUGUUGGUUGUGAAGGCAUGAAAGUAAAUGCAAGCAGUACCUCCAAUGUUACUUCUCAUUGUAAUGGAAAUGCACAAGCAAAUCAAGCUGCACCCAGUUUCAAGAACAGUGAUAGGGUUAUUGAUGAAGUGGAAGCCACAGAACUCAUACCACUCAAAGAACCAAGGGAAGAUGACAAUAUGUUUAGUUGUGCAGAAAACUCAAACUCUUCUCCAGUCCCAAAAGACAUUGCUCUACCAAGGGUUGUCUUGUGUUUAGCUCACAACGGCAAAGUUGCUUGGGAUAUCAAAUGGAAGCCUCCUUUACUAAGUCAGCCUGAACAAAAAUCACGCCUGGGUUUCCUUGCGGUAUUGUUGGGGAAUGGCUCCCUUGAAGUGUGGGAAGUUCCAUCACCAUGCAUGAUCCAGAAAUUAUAUUCCCCCUCUAAGGUGGAGGGUUCUGACCCUCGUUUUCUAAAGCUUCAACCUGUAUUUAGGUCUGUCAAAGUGAAGUGUGGGAACAGACAAAGCAUUCCCUUGACAGUUGAUUGGUCGCCUUCUCCACCGCAUGAUAUGAUAUUGGCGGGUUGUCAUGAUGGAACGGUUGCUUUAUGGAACUUCUCAACAAACCUGUCAUCACAAGAUUCAAAACCUUUUAUGUGUAUCACUGCUGAAUCUGUUCCCAUUAGAGCUCUUUCUUGGGCACCUUAUAUAAGUGAGGAGAACAUAAAUACCUUUGUUACUGCUGGAGCUGAUGGUCUAAAGUUCUGGGAUUUAAGAGAUCCGUACCGUCCUCUUUGGGAGCUAACUACUGCUCCAAGGGCUGUAUUAAGUGUUCAGUGGUUAAAGGAUGGAAGGGGGAUUGUCAUCUCAAUGGAAGAUGGUACAUUGAAAUUUCUGAGCUUGCCCCGGAUUGCAAAUGAUGUUCCAGCCACUGGAAGGCCGUUUGUCGGAACAAAAACUCAGGGUGUUGCAACUUAUCAGUUGUCAGAAUAUUUGAUUUGGAGUGUCCAUGCCUCAGACACUACAGGUUGUGCUGCUUACUGUGGGGCAGAUGGUACUGCAGUGUGCUUCCAGCUUACUCCAAGGUUCUGGGAGAAGGAACCUGGGCGGAACCGUGUUCCUUAUUUCCUUUGUGGAUCAUUAUCAGAGGAGGGAGAAAAUAUUAAGAUUGGCAGCGGGCUGCAAAUGUCUCCAUUACCAAAUGUUCCCGUGGUGAACAAAAAGGGUACAAAACCGUGCCAAAAUAUAGUUCAGGGCCUCCCUGCAAGCGAUGUCACUGGCCCGCCAGCAUGCCAGCUUAACACCCCGACAGGAAACAGGGACAUUGUAAAUCCAGAACUUGGCUAUGAUCAAGAUGGUGGACAUUGCGAAGAACAAGGAACAGGUGCUGUAGAUACAGAACUUGCUGAUGAUCAAGAUGAUGGACACGGUGAAGAACAAGGAGCAGGUGCUGUAAAUCCAGAACUUGGUGAUGAUCAAGAUAAUGGACACAGAAAAGGACAAGGAGCAGGUGCUGUAAAUCCAGAACUUGGCGAUGAUCAAGAUGGACACAGCGAAGAACCAGGAGCAGGUGCAAUAGUUUUGGCUGGUCCUACAGAGCAAGAGGAUGCUGGCACGUUGAACAGCAAGGGUGGUGAAUCCCCUAAAGACUUUGAGGUCUUGCCUCCCAAAUCUGUCGCAUUGCAUCGAGUGCGAUGGAACAUGAACAAAGGUAGCGAAAGAUGGCUGUGCUACGGAGGUGCUGCAGGCAUCAUUCGGUGUCAGAGGAUCUAAAGACAAGGGCACAUUUUGGCAUGCUCCCCGUGAAACAGGAUUAUAUGCUCACAUCCUUAGUAACGGAGGGUAGGUUCUGUUGUAUUCUUUCUGCUACUUUUAACCUGGUCACAUAGGUUGGUUUUCUUGGUUGUGUCAAACUGUUCAAUGUAAUCAUGCAACUAUGCAAGAGAACCAACACAACAGAUUUUCCUAUCUUAGCUCGCGGGGGAGCUAUAUAGCUUAGAGUAGAAGCCACCGGUUCUGACUUCUGAAUACAUUGGGCCUGGUUUGAAAUCCCGGUUCUGACACUAAUACUAGUGCAUGUGAACCAUCUUUGAAAUAAGCGAGUCUGACGCAUUUCGGGAGGAAAAGAACA